Molecule: messenger RNA, 2076 nt
Organism: Phyllostomus hastatus (greater spear-nosed bat)
Lineage: Eukaryota; Metazoa; Chordata; Mammalia; Chiroptera; Phyllostomidae
Gene: CAVIN4
Product: caveolae associated protein 4
Exons: 2
Coding region: 99-1214 (371 amino acids)
Biological process (GO): regulation of gene expression
Cellular component (GO): caveola; cytoplasm
Source: RefSeq, a predicted model, not a curated record
CUUUAAACAGCCCUGUUGCCUGUUAUCAAGUGAACUCUUUGCUCUGAAGUGCCAGAAUUGAUUCGUGGUAAGCCCUCUCUGACUGGGAAGUAAAAAAAAUGGAACACAAUAGGUCUGCCUCAAAUGCUGAUAAGAUCCACCAGAAUCGCCUGUCGAGUAUGACAGAAGAUGAAGACCAAGACGCCGCUCUUACCAUUGUGACUGUGCUGGACAAAGUCGCCGCCAUCGUGGACAACGUGCAGGCGAGCCAGAAGAGAAUAGAAGAGAGACACAGGGGCAUGGAAAACGCCAUCAAGUCCGUCCAGAUCGACCUGCUGAAGUUUUCACAGUCACACAGCAAUACAGGCUACAUCAUCAACAAGUUGUUUGAGAAAACCCGGAAAGUCAGCGCGCACAUUAAAGACGUGAAGGCCCGGGUGGAGAAGCAACAAAUUCACGUGACAAAAGUUGAAACUAAGCAAGAGGAAAUAAUGAAGAAAAACAAAUUCCGUGUGGUAAUAUUCCAGGAGGACGUUCAGUGUCCGACAUCCCUGUCUGUUGUUAAAGACAAAACCCUAACUGAGAAUCAAGAGGAAGACAUCGAAGAUAUCUUUGAUCCCCCGGUAGAUCUGUCCUCUGACGAAGAAUAUUACGUUGAAGAAAGCAAAUCCACCAAGCUUAAAAAGUCAGGCAAGGAACACAUCGAUAACAUCAAGAAGGCUUUUUCCAAAGAGAACAUGCAGAAGACACGGCAGAACAUCGACAAGAAGGUUGACAGAAUUAGAACUAGAAUAGUGACCCCGGAGAGGAGAGAGAGGCUGCGGCAGUCAGGGGAGAGGCUGCGGCAGUCGGGGGAGAGGCUGCGGCAGUCGGGGGAGAGGCUGAAACAGUCGGGGGAAAGAUUUAAGAAAUCUAUCUCUAACGCAGCUCCCUCGAAGGAAGCUUUUAAGAUACGUAGCCUUCGGAAAGCUAAAGGUCAGAUGGGGACUGAGGGUCCCCACGAGGCCAGGGAGAUGGGUGUGGACAUCAUUGCCAGGGGCUCGUCUCUGGGCCCCGGCGGUGAGCUCUACACUGACGAGCUCAGUGAAACAGACCGUGAGGAGGCCAGGGUGGGGGGUGCUCCCCACGAAGGAGGGGAAAUCCCGACCCCCGAGCCUUUAAAAGUUACCUUUAAACCCCAGGUGCAGGUAGAGGAUGACGAAUCUCUUUUGCUGGAUUUAAAGCAGUCUUCAUAAAGAGGAAUUAAGUAUAUUUUAAGUAUAAGUCACCUGAAUCAUUCAGUGCCAGUUUAAUUAGUAUAGUCGCUUAACAUUUAUAGGCUAUUUAGGGAAAAAAUAAAUGUUGUGAUGUUUAUUUUUUAUGUUUAACAUCUUAAAGGUAAUACAAAUAUUAUGUGCAUUUCCCAGUAACUUCCCUGGGAAUUCUUUCAUUUUUCCCCGGGGCUUCUAAGGUUCUAGCAGCUUCUUCUCCUGUCACUCUCACGGCAGCUGAGGAUUUUUAAGUGUCUUUCUCUCGCGCACUAGAGAAAGAGGUUCCUGGAGAGGGUCGGUGAGGUGUUCAGUAGUUUAAAACAACUGGAGGGCAAAUUUGUGGCCAUUGUUUGCAAGUGAACUUUCAAUUUUGGUGGCCAGUUUCCAAGGGGAUCACAUCACCCAUAUGUGCAGAUCAACCAUUUUGUUAGUAAAUUAGCAAUCACACAUCUUUUUGAUGCUUCUGCGUAAAAAAGGGAAGUCCUGGACUUGCGCACGUGGUUCUGGCAUCACGGCCGUACUUCCGGUGAGUACUCCUGGUGAGCACUCGGCACUUGCCAGGUGAUAGGCUCCUCAGUGAAGGAGAGGGUGUGCCCGUUCUACCCAACCCCGAGAACGUGUGUGAAGGUCAAAGGGAACGAUGUGCAUUCUGGGGGAACGAGAAACACAGCCGGAGGAACGAGCCCCACUGAUUCCUCAAAGAGGAGUCAAAUUAAUUACACCUUCCGAGAAAGCCCUGAGCACCACGCAGUGAGGACCUAGAUUGGAUGUACGCCAACGCUGGUCUUCUGAAGCCUUUUCACAGAAUCAGGAAUGAAAAAUAAGUGGAUGACAUCCUUUUUUUUUU